AUGCUCGUAGAUUUCACCCCGGAAUUUGAACCCUCCACCUAUGUAACACACUUGCUUGGUCACGAGGGUCGUGGAAGUCUGCUAAGCUUGUUGAAACGAUUGGGAUGGGUAAAUCGUUUGUCUUGUGGUACGAGUCGUCCAGGCAAGGGGUUCGCCUCACUAAUCCUAUCUUUUGACUUGACGGACAAUGGGCUAGGUCACGUGACGGAUAUAGUUAUCAAAGUGUAUCAAUACAUUAACUUGAUGCGAUCGGAGGAACCAGCUGAUUGGAUAUUCCGGGAAAAUCAAGCUUUGAAUAGUCUACACUUUAGGUUCAAAGAUAAAGAGCCACCCUACGAUUAUGUUUUGGAUCUUGGCUCAAACCUUCUGCGCUACAGAUUGGAAGAUGUACUCACGGGCCCGUAUAUUUUGGAAUUUUUCGAAUCGGAUCUAGUGAAGGAUAUUCUCAGCUGUCUGCAUCCUGAAAAUAGUCGGUAA
Echinostoma caproni is the source of this 477-nucleotide messenger RNA. The record is from the annotation of a GenBank genome assembly. Lineage: Eukaryota; Metazoa; Platyhelminthes; Trematoda; Plagiorchiida; Echinostomatidae.